Molecule: messenger RNA, 318 nt
Organism: Parnassius apollo (apollo)
Lineage: Eukaryota; Metazoa; Arthropoda; Insecta; Lepidoptera; Papilionidae
Source: the annotation of a GenBank genome assembly
AUGUCAUAUCUAAGAAAUCCGCGCAUAAAACUUAUUGUGGCUGCAAUGCAAGCCGAAGAAGCUUCAUCACGGGAUGAAAAUCUUUGCCUAGAUGAAGAACUGAGAUCAUCUACUGCAGCCGCACCUUUAAUAAAAUCUCAUAAAGAAUUAGUGGGUGUUAAUAAUGUACAUCCAGAAAAUGAGAUGAUGCCGGGGACAUCUAUGAGUGGUACUGGUUUGUUUGAUAUAGCGACAGAAAAUUGUCUACCUAGUAACAGACCAAGGUCUGAUUCUUCUAGCUCUGGUACAUCUUCGUCAACUAGCACAUCUUCAUCGUGA